GAGACGUGGCCUCCCCGCGCCCACGCCUUUGAUGGCGCCGCCGCCCCCUCCCCGGCCCCGGGUGGCUAUAACUGAAGGAGCACGGGGGUCACGGGAGGUGUCCGGGAGCCAUGGCCGCAGCAGGGUCCCAACAACUCCAGUUUGCCGAGGGUGCUGCUUUCCCCGCCUUCCCGGCCGCGCACCUCGGAGGACCGCUGCUUCCAUCCACGCGCCCUGCCGCCGGGCUGCCCCCUGCGCCCCAGGAUCCCCGCGCUCCAGCGGCCACGCCGUGCUUUCCAAGCGGAAGCCCGGGACCCGCAGCGCAGAACCCCGCCGGCCUGGAUCCGCCCGGGCCCCCCAAAGGCGCGGCUGCCCCGUCGGCGCCCCAGCGCCGCAAGCGCACAUCGUUCAGCUCCGAGCAACUGCAGCUGCUGGAACUCGUCUUCCGCCAGACCAUGUACCCCGACAUCCACUUGCGGGAGCGCCUAGCGGCGCUCACGCUGCUCCCCGAGUCCAGGAUCCAGGUGUGGUUCCAGAACAGACGGGCCAAGUCCAGGCGCCAGAGUGGGAAGUCAUUGCAGCCCUUAUCAUCCAGGCAGGAAGUGUUCCUCCAGCGCUCUGCUCCUGGGACUGAAGCGAGAUGUUUGAAGCCCCAGCUGCCUCUGGAGGCAGCAAUGAACUGCCUUCCCGACGCCAGCAGGGCUGGAGGAGGCCUCUGUGCGGCUGGUUCUCAAGGUCAGAGUUUUGACACCUAUUCCCCUGUCUCCGAAGAUAUCUGCUCAAAGUUGGACUCGUGGGAAGAACAUAUCUUUUCUGCCUUAGGUAAUUUUUGAGGAUUCUGGGAGAGUUCACAAUGUACUCAGAGGGGUCCGGGAGAUACGGACCAGAACGCUACCCCAACCCUGACUGGCCAUGGCCUUGUUGAUGAUGCUUCUGGAUUUUUUCUCUUGAAGGUUUCUCCUCUUCACCGUGAGCCUUUACCCGUGGCUUGUUCUCAGUAGCCACCCAUCCUUCCACUCAGGGGUACCUGUAAAUCUCCAAGUCUGCGCAUUCAGUUUGGUCCAUAACCCCCUGUUCUAUUCUAAUUGUUCAGACUGAUCGUUCAGAACUUGUUUUCUUCGUCAGGACCUUCAGCUUGAUUCAAUUUCCCCCUCUCCUUGGCAGCUGCUGUCUUCUCAUGGCCCCUCCAGGACCUUCAAUCUAGUCACUCAUUCUACCACAUCCCAACUCUACCCUAAUAACCCAAAUUUAUCACCCUUUUUACGGAGUCCUUUUUGUUUUGUUCUUGACCUUGCUGUGUAGGUAAGGAGGAAGGACCCUGAGCUCCUGUCCUCCUUCCUUCGUCUUCUGAGCACUGGGACUGCUAGUGUGCCAACACGACUGGAGGCUGCUGUUUUUGUUUAAAAUUGUAUGAUGUACAACAGUAUAUCCAAAUCCAGCUGUUUGACACACGUAUGACCUCACUUACAUGUAUGACCUUUUUCUGUGGUGACACUUAGAAUCCAUUACUUUAGCCACUUUCAAGGAUAUGACAUGUUGUUGCUAAUUAUAGCCAUUUCCAUAGAUCUCUUUAACUUAUUCUUCCUACCUGAAACUCUGCAUCCUGGCCAGGGUCCCCUGCCCCUCACUUGACUGGUGUUUCAUCUGGCCUGCCAUCUCAUCCUUCCUCCCUCAUCAGGAAGGACAUUACAUUCAAGUUCUUUAAGGAGCCCCAUGUCUCUCAUUCCCCACUCACUCAGAAAAGAAAUGGCUCUGUUUAGAAGUCUGUGGUAGCCUCCAGAUUGUAGAAUCCUUUCAAGCAUGCUCCCAAUAAAUGCACCAUCCUUAGCUUACACAAACCUUAAAAUCAUCCACCCACAGUAUGCUUCUCCGUCUCACUCAUUCCAUUCUGGUUGGGACUCAGUGAAAAAAGUUCCUUUUUCAAAACAGCUCAGACUCCCACCUUUCGGAAACCUAAACUUUGUCUAAGCAGUAUUAAUGUUUGUACCGGUUACUUUGACCACCAUUUUUCUUAGCACUUGUUAUUAUGUUUCCGGUGCAACAGGAGUGGAUUACUAAAUGUUUCUCACUAGUGUCCUCACAUAGAAACGAACCCUGUUAGGGGCAGCUCUUAACCAUCGUGCCUCGGUGCACAGCUGCCGAGCACAUACUGGAUGGCUGUGAAAAAAACAUUUUCAAGGGAAGUUUCUGUAAGUACAGUGCAUUGAGAAUUUAAAUUAAAAGCUUAUUUGCUGGGCCGUUGAGGUGGCUCAGCAGGGGUAAACAUGUUUGCCACCAAGCCCGACGACCCGAGUUAGAUCCCCAGCGUCUACUGUGGAAGGAGAGAAGUGAUUCCCCAACCUGGCUUCUGACUUCCACACGGGUGCUGUGGU
Messenger RNA from Alexandromys fortis (reed vole), 2351 nucleotides. It is a transcript of the gene Mixl1, whose product is annotated as Mix paired-like homeobox. Gene Ontology annotation, molecular function: DNA-binding transcription activator activity, RNA polymerase II-specific; RNA polymerase II cis-regulatory region sequence-specific DNA binding. The record is from RefSeq and is a predicted model, not a curated record. Bases 111 to 812 code for a protein of 233 amino acids. Gene Ontology annotation, biological process: regulation of transcription by RNA polymerase II; endoderm development; endoderm formation. Lineage: Eukaryota; Metazoa; Chordata; Mammalia; Rodentia; Cricetidae. The transcript is spliced from 2 exons.